Messenger RNA from Cotesia congregata, 687 nucleotides. Lineage: Eukaryota; Metazoa; Arthropoda; Insecta; Hymenoptera; Braconidae. The record is from the annotation of a GenBank genome assembly.
AUGAAAAUUGGAUUUUUGGCAGAAUUCGGUUUAUUUAUAAAAGCGUGUUUUUUUAACUUCGAAUUUGACACAGUUGAUAGAGAGUUUCUGCUAGAGAAGCUGUGGAACGUCGGAAUUAGAGGAAGACUGUAUGCAAUGAUUAAAGAAAUCUACAAGCUCACGAGUGCAGAAGUGGUGGUGAAUGGAAAAGUUUCAAGGAAAUUUGAUACUAAUGUUGGUGUGAGACAAGGAUGUGCUCUCAGUGCUAUUUUGUUUGAUAUUUUUCUGGACGAUAUUGAUGAAGAAUGGUCUAAAAAAGAAGAAGGAGGGACUGUGUUUGGUAAAACAAAAGUGAGAGCACUAAAAUAUGCUGAUGACAUUGCAAUCAUUGUUGAAAGUGCCCCAGAACUACAAAAGAUGCUAAGAAGUCUGCAGAUUUUCACAGAGAGAAAUAAGCUAAAAGUAAAUACGAAGAAGACUAAGGUGAUGGUGUUUAGGAAUGGUGGUAAAGGCAGCAAAGAUGAGAAGUGGACAUUUAAAGGAGAAAAUAUCGAAGUGGUCAACCAAUUCAAAUAUUUAGGCUACACAUUCACGUCAAAACACAGCACGAGACGGCAUGUAGAGGAAAUGGUCGGUGGCCUUAUAUGGAGUAGAAACUUGGGGAUGGCUGAACAUAAGUGCUAUGAAGAAAAUGCAUUGUCUCAUUGA